This is a messenger RNA of Mercenaria mercenaria, 768 nucleotides long. RefSeq lists its product as uncharacterized. NCBI's taxonomy places the organism in Eukaryota, Metazoa, Mollusca, Bivalvia, Venerida, Veneridae. The record is from RefSeq and is a predicted model, not a curated record. The transcript has a single exon. Bases 1 to 768 code for a protein of 255 amino acids.
AUGAAAAUAAGAACAAAAUCUGAUCAGGAGGAAUGCUUUAUAACAGGUUGUGUUGUUCUUUCCACUAUCAAACAUGUAGCGGCUGACUUUACCAACGCGAAAGUAAAAGUUGUUGACAUACAAAAUAAAGAUGUAAUAGAAGAGACAACACUUUCUUCUCGUCCAUGGGACAUUGCAGUAGUGCCUCAGGACCAUAUUGCUGUUACAAUACCAGACAAGAAAGAGAUCCUUAUAAUGACAACAGCUGGUAAACUGUCAACUGUCCGCAAGUUUCCAGUUAAAGGAGAUUGUAGAGGCAUAACUUGUCAUCAAGGUCAUCUCUAUAUAGUAUGCAUUUAUCCGAAGUGUGUAUUUAUUACAGAUACACAUGGUAACGUCCAGAACACGAUUCAACUGGAUAAUAAGACAUUCGUCACACCAUACUACUUAAUGCUUAGUAAGGAUCUGAGACAUAUCUUUAUCAGCGACGACGGCAGCAACAGUGUCGUCAGUAUAACAUUACAAGGCGAUAUAUCUGCUGAAUACAAAAACACCGACUUUAAAAAGCCACGGAGAAUGAUAGUGCUAGACGAUGGAUCCUUGCUGGUGUGCAGCGGUUGGGAAAAUGGCAUCAUACAUAGUAUCUCGGGUGAUUUGAAGCAAUGUCACACAAUGUUAGAUGCUCUGUCGUACCCACUGUCUAUCUGCUAUAAUCAUGAUCAACAUGAGGUCUAUGUUGGAUGUUGGGGUGAUCAGAUGAUUCUGUUGAGUGCAGAAUACAGUGUUUAA